CAUAUUCUUACUGGUCUCAUUUAUUUGUCUUUGAACCCAACCCUUAAAUAUGCCCAUAUAUGCUUUUCCAUGGCUACUAUGGGAAAUAUGCCUCCAGGUCUGCAUUAUUCUGUUCCUUCUUGUCAUUAUGGAAACCAACAAACUGCAUAUGGGAUGAUGGCAGGUAUCAAGCCUACUGCUCCAGAUGUGCUGGCAGCAAGCUUCUCUCAAAGCCGUAUUUUGCAGACCUGCAGCAUGUCUCAUCCCAAUGUUGUGAAUGGAGUUGGCACUUUACAAGGUGGUCUCACUCCUUGCCUGUAUAAAUUCCCUGAGCAUGCUCUGAGUGCCAGUUCAUGUGCUCUAGGCCACAGCUUUACUUCCAUGCAUCCAUCUCUACUUGGAACUGAUCCUACCACUGAUUUUAAGCAGGAAUUUCGGAAGAAGACCAAGUCACUUGAUGAACCAAUAGAUAUGGAUUCUCCAGAAAUUAGAGAGUUGGAGAAAUUUGCUAAUGAGUUCAAGCUGAGAAGAAUUAAGCUAGGUUAUACACAAACAAAUGUUGGAGAAGCUCUAGCUGCAGUGCACGGCUCUGAAUUCAGCCAGACUACUAUUUGCCGGUUUGAAAACUUGCAACUGAGUUUCAAGAAUGCCUGCAAACUAAAGUCCAUAUUAACUAAGUGGUUGGAGGAAGCAGAACAAGUAGGAGCUCUAUACAAUGAAAAAGUUGGCAUGAAUGAACGGAAAAGAAAACGCAGAACCACCAUUAGUAUUGCCGCAAAAGAAGCUUUGGAAAGCCAUUUUGCAGAACAGAGCAAGCCUUCAUCUCAGGAGAUCAUGAGAAUGGCAGAGGGGCUCAAUCUGGAAAAGGAAGUGGUGAGAGUUUGGUUCUGCAAUCGAAGACAAAGAGAAAAGAGAGUAAAGACAAGUUUACACCAGAACACUUUUAAUUCCAUUAUUAAGGACCAUCAAGAGUGCUAGAAUUCUUUCCACAGACAAAUGAAUUUCUUAGCUUCGUUUGAA
Ahaetulla prasina is the source of this 999-nucleotide messenger RNA. It is a transcript of the gene POU1F1, whose product is annotated as POU class 1 homeobox 1. Lineage: Eukaryota; Metazoa; Chordata; Lepidosauria; Squamata; Colubridae. The annotation marks the transcript as partial. Gene Ontology annotation, biological process: regulation of transcription by RNA polymerase II. The transcript has 6 exons. Gene Ontology annotation, molecular function: DNA-binding transcription factor activity, RNA polymerase II-specific; RNA polymerase II cis-regulatory region sequence-specific DNA binding. The record is from RefSeq and is a predicted model, not a curated record.